Messenger RNA from Opisthorchis viverrini, 375 nucleotides. RefSeq lists its product as hypothetical. The transcript has a single exon. Bases 1 to 375 code for a protein of 124 amino acids. NCBI's taxonomy places the organism in Eukaryota, Metazoa, Platyhelminthes, Trematoda, Opisthorchiida, Opisthorchiidae. The record is from RefSeq and is a predicted model, not a curated record.
AUGUAUUCAAACGAUAGUUUUAUUCUUCUCAGCCCCAAUUCUUCGAGGGUUCAAAAUCGCAUCCCUCCAGGCCAGUGCUUUACGGGGCUCCCCAUUCGGAUCGUUCCUCAUCGAAAGGAGACACGUUUCGCGGCAGACGUAGUGACUGGCACACCCUAUAUACAGAACCCUGUAGUUAAGUUUAAAUCUGUGGAAAAGAACGUCGUACUUCGGUUAGGCUACAAUCAACCUCACAACAUCGACAAGAGACAGAGUGGAUUGGAAGUACGCCGUCACAAAUUUCUGCCAAAGUACAAAUUUGCACCCGUGCGCUGGCAGCAGCAAUACAUGCAACUACCAGCUGCUCAAUCAGAAGAAUUGCCUGCGAAUAUAUGA